UUCCGGUUGACUAUACGGGUACUAACGUCGAGAUUACCUAUCGAUUUCGCCCUCAGAAGAUAAGUUUUGUUUGUCGUGUUAAAUAUUUCAUGAGCAAAACUGACGAUGUGAAACCUACACUAUACCAACCUGUUCUCUCUACCGACUGUGCUAUAGGCAGUUAACUCCAGGACUUUAAAUCUGAACGUGAUUAUCUGUUUAAAGUGUUGCGUGAAGAGUUGAACGCUUUGUUUGGCUGUCAUCAAUAGCAUAAAGUGAUUCGUGUCUCGUAUCGCUGUAAUCGUAAACUUCCAAUUCAAAAUGGCGACCGGAAGGGUUGACAACAAUCAGAAUUCCGACACCGGGAGUAACGUGGAUAUGCCGGCUGUCCAUGGCCUUAAUAAAAACGCCCCUGUACCAGAGCAGUGGACUCUACCGCACGAAUGGAACAUGGAGAAAAGAGAAAUGUUUGAGAACUGGAAAAUGGAUGUUCAAAACCAGGUGGCCAAUAUCGCUACCAAUUUGGAGAGAUCUCUAAAAGAGUACCCUAACCCAGACGCAGGCAGGAAGUUUGAUUACACAGACGAAAUUGAAAAAGCCGAGAUGGAAAAAGAAAAGAGGAUUUAUGCACGAUUUACAGGCGAUACUUUGAAUUACGGAUUACAACGUCUACCAUCACGUGCCAUUCCAGAUAAAUAUUGAUUGACAGACUUUCCGGGAAAUAGCAAUUACCAGAACAAAUAAACAAUAACACGGGACAUUAAAUGGUUUACAUGAUGUAGCUGUGCUAGUCUAUGGUGUUACGGGAUUGUGUGGUGAAUCAUUUGACAAAGUUACUGGCGUAUCAGAAGAUGGGUAGCACGAGCUGUAAUAUUGCCGGACACUGGUCAUUAUAUACGGAAAGUAAAGCAUGGAACCAAGCUGAGUGUAUGUAAGAAAAGAAAUGUAUAGUCGGACGGUGAUAUGGACAAGAUCGACUUAUGGGGUGAAUUGUUUUGUCUGAGAACUUGUGCGAUGCAAGUCACAAGUUUUAAUUUGAUAUGGACAUCACAUUUAAUUAUCGUUCAUUCCGUCGCUAAAAAUGAGAUUUAAUGAUGAAUUAUGGGAAAAAAACACAAAUUUACAUUAAAUUUCCUCUCCUAUAGGCGACGAAGAUUUUUGCACGGAAUGAAUCUUUAAUUCACCCCACAAGUAUAUCUGAGUGAGUGUGGACGGACGGACGGACGGCCUUUUUAUUUAAAAAGGAUCUACUAUAUUUCAUUGAAAAAAAUAUCGUCCGUUUUUAUUUAUAUUUCUUUAUAAUAUGGAAGAAAAUUUAUCCAUGGAGCUUUUACUAGAAAAUGCGAACUUGUUGAUAAUCGGUAGGUUAUAUGUGUCGUUACGACGAAAAGAUG
Molecule: messenger RNA, 1373 nt
Organism: Pecten maximus
Lineage: Eukaryota; Metazoa; Mollusca; Bivalvia; Pectinida; Pectinidae
Exons: 3
Coding region: 301-681 (126 amino acids)
Source: RefSeq, a predicted model, not a curated record